This is a messenger RNA of Heterostelium album PN500, 1065 nucleotides long. RefSeq names its product tubulin folding cofactor C (gene tbcC). The transcript has 5 exons. The record is from RefSeq and is a predicted model, not a curated record. NCBI's taxonomy places the organism in Eukaryota, Evosea, Eumycetozoa, Acytosteliales, Acytosteliaceae. The coding region runs from base 1 to 1065 and encodes 354 amino acids. Gene Ontology annotation, biological process: tubulin complex assembly; post-chaperonin tubulin folding pathway. Gene Ontology annotation, cellular component: cytoplasm.
AUGAGCACCAAUAUCAACAACAACAAUAAUAAUAAUGAUAGUCACAAUGAAGAGUUAAUGCAAAACAUUGCAUUAAAAAUAGAGCAACGUGAGGAAAUAAGAGCAAUAGAGAAGAGAAAAAACAAAGAACUUAAAGAACAAAGACAACUCGAUCUUACAACCACAGAUAAAGUAAAAGAAACUUUAAAUGAUAUAAACACAUUGUAUAAAGAUUGUAAUGAUAGAUUAGAUAGACUUGUCAGCUCAGGUUCAAGCUCAAACAAUGACAAACAGAACGAUAGUAGUAUACAAAAUGAACUACAAGAGAUAACAGCAAUGAUCACUGAAAUGAAAGAUAUCUUUCAAGAGAAUUCAAUUAUAUUACCACCUUUUGAAUUAAAGAAUAUCACAUCGAAAAAGAAAGCAGAGGCAACCACAACAAAAUCAUCAUCCACAUCAAAACAAACCGAAUUAAUAGUGGUAACAACAAAAACCUCACCAUCUCAAAACAAUGUAGUAGAAAAAGACAGCAGUAGUGGUAUUGCCGAAUCAACUCCAAUUUUAAACUUUGAGACAAUUAGAUACCACAAGAAUAGAGAUAUAAACUUCCCUGUAGAUAUAGAAAAGUCAGUAGCAAUACACGCAACAACUAUAAAUGAUCUAUCGAUUUCACACCUCGAUCAAUGUAGAGUGACAAUUAAUAAAGUUCUUACAUCUUUAAAGAUUGACAAUGUGUCAUCAGCAGCGGUAUCAUUGUCAAAUCAGAGUGAAAGUGAAAGUGAAAGCGUCAUCAAUGCCAAAGUAGAGAUUGACGGUUCAAUAUUCAUCGAUGCUUGUACCAACGUAAAGUUCUACCUGAAAUCAAGACAAAUUAGAAUCCACAACUGUCGUGGCUGCCAGUUUUAUAUCAACACAAAAAGUCAUCCCAUUGUGGAGAGUUGCAAGGAUAUUGGAUUUGCACCAUACUCUCAGGAUUCGACCGAUAUCGAUAAUCAAUUUUGGUGUAAAGUGAACGACUUUGACUGGCUGCAAUCAAAGCAAUCCCCAAAUUGGCAUAUAAUUCCCAUUGAAAAUAGAAAUUAUUAA